Molecule: messenger RNA, 3024 nt
Organism: Striga hermonthica
Lineage: Eukaryota; Viridiplantae; Streptophyta; Magnoliopsida; Lamiales; Orobanchaceae
Source: the annotation of a GenBank genome assembly
AUGCACAACGGCGGUAAAGAGAAGCUGGUGGUGGAGGUGGUGGCGGCGCACAACCUUAUGCCGAAGGACGGCGAGGGGUCGUCGUCGGCGUUCGUGGAGGUUGAGUUCGAGAACCAGCGGCAGAGGACCCAGGUGAAGCACCGCGACCUCAACCCAGUAUGGAACGAGAAGCUCGUCUUCCACCUCGCCGACGCCGCCGACCUCCCUUACCGCACCCUCGAGGUCAAUGUCUUCAACGAGCGCCGCUCCAACAACAGCCGCAAUUUCCUCGGCAAGGUCCGAAUCUCCGGCGCCGCCGCAGCCCGCCAGGGCGAGGAGGUAGCCCAGCUCUACACCCUCGACAAGCGCAGCCUCUUCUCCCACGUUCGCGGCGAGAUCAGCAUCAAGCUCUACAUAUCCACCACCGAGGAGGUCAAGCAGUCCGCCGGCAACGACGCCGCAGCCCCCUCCGGCAAGAAGAACAAAAAGAUGCAGCAGCAGCAGCUCCAGCAGGGCGGGAAGGGGUUGGUGGUCCCCAAGCUGUCUGGGCCCGAUCCCGGCAAAUCGGGCCCGGGCUUCAUGACCCAGGCACACACAAAGCCCGUGGAGCCCGGCCCGGGUAACAUGAAGCCCGUUGUCAUCGCCGCCGUGCCGGGGCCGGUGGUCCCUUCCCCUGCCGGGGGCUACCACGGCGGAGGCGGCGGCGUCCGGGUAGGGAUCUCCAACGACUACGCGCUAAAGGAGACGAGCCCGCACCUGGGCGGGUCGACCCGGGACAAGGCGAGCUCCACCUACGACCUGGUGGAGCAGAUGCAGUACCUCUACGUCAGGCUCGUCAAGGCCCGGGAGCUCCCUGUGUUCGGCGGCGGCGAGGUGGUGGCGGAGGUCAAGCUCGGCAACUACAAGGGCAUCACCAAACGGGUCUCGCUGGGCAGCUCCGAGUGGGACCAGGUCUUCGCCUUCUCCAAGGACUGCAUCCAGUCGUCUGUCGUCGAGGUUUUUGUGAGGGAAAGCAGCAAGGAGGAGUUCCUUGGCCGCGUCUGGUUCGACCUCAACGAGGUCCCCAAACGGGCCCCGCCUGACAGCCAGCUGGCGCCCCAGUGGUACCGUAUGGAGGACCGCAAGGGCGACCGGUCCAAAUCCGGGGAGGUCAUGGUCUCCAUAUGGUUCGGAACCCAAGCCGACGAGGCCUUUGCCGAGGCCUGGCAUUCGAAGGCGGCAAACGUGCAUUUGGAUGGCCUCUGCUCGAUAAAGUCGAAAGUUUACCUGUCUCCUAAGCUCUGGUAUUUGAGGGUUGGGGUUAUCGAGGCCCAAGAUGUGGUCUUGGGAGACAAAGGGUCGUCCAUGAACAUGGUAAGGUAUCCAGAGCUUUUUGCAAAGGUUCAAGUGGGGAAUCAGGUUUUAAGGACAAGGAUAGCCUCGCCAGCUGGCAGUCGGGGGGUUUCGAACCCAUUUUGGAACGAGGAUUUGAUGUUUGUGGUGGCCGAGCCUUUCGAGGACUACUUGCUGAUCUCGGUUGAGGAUCGUUUGGCUCCUAGCAGCGAUGAGACCGUAGGUCGGGUGAUUCUCCCGAUUGCCAAUGUCGAGAGGCGGUUUGAUGAUAAAUUCGUGGUCUCUAGGUGGUUCAACCUCGACACACACCUCCGGAACCCUAACGACCCCAAGUCCGUGGCUAGAUUUGCUUCCCGGAUUCACAUUCGUGCCUCUUUAGAAGGAGGGUAUCACGUGCUCGACGAGGCCACCAUGUACAGUAGCGACGUUCGGCCCACGGCGAAACAGCUCUGGAAGCCACACAUUGGGGUUCUUGAAGUCGGCAUAUUGGGGGCAACCAAUCUCGUACCCAUGAAGAUUAAAGAAGGCAAGGGAGGCUCGACCGAUGCUUACUGUGUCGCCAAGUACGGGCAGAAGUGGGUCCGUACCCGCACCGUGGUCGACAGCCUGGCUCCGAGGUGGAACGAACAGUACACUUGGGAGGUGUUCGACCCGUGCACCGUCAUCUCCAUUGGCCUCUUCGACAACUCGCGUGUCGACAAGAACUACUCCGUGGCUGGAAACAAUACCCGGGACACACGCAUCGGGAAGGUCCGCAUCCGCCUCUCGACUCUCGAGACAGACCGCGUGUACACCCACGCGUACCCACUGCUGAUGCUGCACCCGUCGGGCGUGAAGAAAAUGGGGGAGCUCCACCUGGCGGUCCGUUUUUCCUGCGCCAACCUCUUCAACGUGCUCCACACCUACACCACACCCCUCCUCCCGAAGAUGCACUACGUGCAGCCGCUGUCCGUGAGCCAGCUGGACAGCCUGCGGUACCAGGCCACGAGCGUGGUGGCCUCGAGGCUCGGCAGGUCUGAGCCGCCCCUGGGACGGGAGGUGGUCGAGUACAUGCUCGACCACGAUUCACACAUGUGGAGCAUGCGAAAGAGCAAGGCUAAUUUCCUCCGGCUCACUAGCGUCCUGGCGUGGGUCGUGGCUGUUGGCCGGAUAGUCGAGGGUUUGAGGACGUGGGCCCGGCCCGUUUACUCGGCCUUGUUUGUAUUGGCCUACGCGGUACUUGUUUUGGUCCCGGAGCUCAUAAUCCCGUGCGGGCUGCUGUCGACGGCUGCUGUUGGGCUUUGGAGGUAUAGGCUGCGGGCCCGCAGCCCGCCACACAUGGACACGCGGCUGUCGUAUGCGGAAGGGGUGCACCCGGACGAGCUGGACGAGGAGUUCGACUCGUUCCCGACGAGCCGUGGGGCGGAGGUGGUGAGGAUGAGGUAUGAUCGGCUGAGGAGUGUGGCGGGGAGGAUUCAGACGGUGGUGGGUGACUUGGCGACGCAGGGGGAGAGAUUCCAGGCGCUGCUGAGCUGGAGGGACCCGAGGGCGACGUUCUUGUUCGUGGUGGUUUGUUUGGUGGCGGCUUUCGGGUUCUACUUGGUGCCGGUCAGGUGGGUGGUGGCUUUGGGAGGGUUGUACUAUCUGAGGCCGCCUAAGUUUAGGAAUCGGAUGCCGUCGAGCGCGGUUAAUUUCUUCAAGAGGUUGCCGACGAAUGCUGAUAGCAUGUUGUAG